Molecule: messenger RNA, 2511 nt
Organism: Epithele typhae
Lineage: Eukaryota; Fungi; Basidiomycota; Agaricomycetes; Polyporales; Epitheliaceae
Product: SPRY-domain-containing protein
Exons: 6
Coding region: 1-2511 (836 amino acids)
Biological process (GO): cell surface receptor signaling pathway; cytoskeleton organization
Cellular component (GO): cytoplasm
Molecular function (GO): protein binding
Source: RefSeq, a predicted model, not a curated record
AUGGCGACACGACACUCUCGUUCGGCAAGCAUUCCUAUCCCCCCAACCUCCGUUGCGCGAAACCUGGAGAGUGUAAUCCCGCUGUCGUUCAACCCCAGUGCUCCCGCUCGACCCCGGCUUUCCAGCAUCGGUACGUCGGCAAGCCCCAUCUUCGCCCAUCCCACCACUUCCCCCGCUCGAUCGGUGUCUAUGAGCUACGCCUCUGCCAUUGCAACUUCUCCGAGAGGUCGCCCUACUGGACCUUCUCAAGCCUCCCCGACGCCCCUCUUUGAGCCCCGCAUUAUACGCGCCGCUCCCUCCCCCAACCCCUCUCGCGACGCGGCCUGCAAUCCGGCUUCGGCUUCGCCAACGCACACGCGCCGCCUCAGCUCCGGCAUCCGCGCCCAUACCCCACACGGUCCCACCGCGCCUGCGCAUCGUACACCCUCCAGUACUACCGUGGGCCAUGUUCUCCCUCAAGGCUUCCCACGACCGGCAUACCUUGAGUCGUCAUCCUUGCGCAGCAUGCUCUACACGGAGGCCCCCCCGCAUGUUUUGGGAGCGGGAUCCAGACCAGCCCGAUUCCCAGUCACCGCCCACGAUUCACGAUCAAGUGCAAGUCCGGCCCCGCCUGUCAUUCCCUACCCUUACCUCGGCCGCGAGCUCACACCCGUCGUUGACAGUGACGAUGAGAGUCUCACGACGUCGCCCCCUCCGACUGUAGGCGGGGUUACGAUGAUCAGCACCAAUACCGUCCUCAUGCUCCCUACCCGUUGGAGCGAGCAAGAACGCGCCCCCUCCCUCAGCGUCUCCCUCGAUGGACGCGGGUUGACCUUCACUGGACCUUCUUGCAUGGGCGACCGAGAGGCUGGCGCGGCUCGAGCGAAUCACGCCAUUCCGCCGGCGUGUGGCAUCUACUACUAUGAGCUGGAGAUUCUUCACCACUGUCCGCAAGGGCCCAUCAGCGUAGGGUUCUCGGCGCCAGAGAUCCGAACGAACCGCCUCCCAGGCUGGGAGCAGAACACCUGGGGAUACCACGCAGAGGACGGCUGCUCGUAUGCGGGCCAGAGGGAGGGGCAUCCGUACGGUCCGAAGUUCGACACGGGCGACGUCAUUGGCUGUGGGAUUGACUUCAGUUGCAACCGCGUGUUCUAUACCAAGAACGGCGGUUUCCUGGGGAUGGUAUUUGAGAACGUGGGGAAGAACACCGAACUGUACCCAUGCAUCGGCAUGCGGCAGUCCAACGAGUCCGUCCGCGCGAACUUUGGCAGCGAGCCCUUCAAGUUCGCGAUCGAAGAACACAUCCGCGCCCAACGCGACUCUGUGUGGGACGGAAUCAUGGAGACCCCCAUCGACUGGAGCCUCCUCGGACUCAGACCGCGCCGCGACGACAGGCGGAAGCCGGCGAGCUCCGCGAAGACGGUCGAGAAGGCUGUCGUCGACGACGAAGAUUCCCGGGCGCCGCUGCGCAAGCUGGUGCUUGCCUACCUCGCUCACCACGGCUACGCGCGCACUGCCCGCGCUUUCCAGGCGCAAUGCGCGGACCGUGCCAGGGCUGCUGCCGAACACCCUCAUCUGCAACCACAGCCGAAGGAAGUCGACGAGGACGUGAAGAUGGCAUUCGACGACGCGCCGGCGGUCGCGAGCGCCCCAGACCCGUCGCGCGCGGCUGGCGAGGGCGACCUCAGCUUCGAUUACGACCUCAACACGCGCCUGUCAAUCACGAACGCCAUCAUCCGCGGGGAGAUCGACAGCGCACUGGCCCUGAUCCGCGUGCAUCACUCGACCGUUCUCGAGCGCGAGCAGGGCCUGAUCCUCUUCCGCCUGCGCUGCCGCAAGUUCGUGGAGCUCGUCCUCGCCGCCUGCGAGGCCACACGGCAGGUCGACGCAGAACGGGCGCGGGUCGCCGCGCUCUCCCCUGCGGCCUCCCCGCCACCCAUGCUUGACGGCGAAGACGUGGUGGGGCCGAUGGAUGGAGUGGGCGCGAUGGACGUGGACGAACCAUCGCCCGAGGCCCACCCCGCGCCGUCCACGGCGACGGCUGUCCCGACCGCGUUCCCCUCCGCCCCAUCCCCGUCCGCGUCCGGUGUCGCACCGCCGUCGGGGCUGACGCUGUCGGCGCCGUCGCCCCCACCCGCGCCGACGCCUGCGCACACGAACCUCGCGACGCUCGCCGCGGCCGCGCGCGCGUCGCUCAACGCGGCGCUCGCGUACGGCCAGACGCUCGACGCGGACUACAAGAAGGACACGCGGACGGGGAUCCGCGCGCACCUCCACCGCACGUUCGGCGUCGUCGCGUACGACGACCCGAUCGCGGCCGGCGGGGAGGUCGCGGAGACCGCGGGGCAGGCCGCGCGCAACGCGCUUGCGGCAGAGGUCAACCAGGCCAUUCUUGAAUCUCAGGGGCGUCCGGCCCACCCGGCGCUGGAGACGCUGUUCCGCCAGGCAAGCGCGUGCGUGACGCAGCUCGCGCUCCUCGGCGUCGGCGCGGCUGCGUUUGCAGACGUGCGCAAGGAGUUCGUGGAGGGGUGA